UCGUUUGGCAUGCGUUACUGAUAAGAUCAUGCGUUAUGCAUAUGUUACAAACACUGCUGUGGAAAAUUGGAAACAAAAGUCAGACUUUUGCCAGCUUUCUUUCAAUCAUAGCUUCAUUAUACUUGUGUGCGUAAAACGUCUCAGCGUAAAACCACUCAGCGAGAACUCGAAAAUGAGUUGAGUUACCGCACGUGUUUGCAAACAAAUUAAAUCGCAUCGAAAUCAAUUUAAAAAUCAAAUUAAGACUGAACAGUUUAGUGCAACUUCCUGGAAAUUAUGGACUCCAAAUCGAAAACAAAUUCUACUUCCACUACCAUAAUGGAAGGCCUCAUCAAACCGCAGGAACGAGCUCGGUUCCAGGAGACAAAAGGGCGCACGACGGAAAUGCUCAUACCGAAGCAAAAAGUGCCCAAACCGACGACAGAUUCAAAGCCCAAGAAGAAGUUGUCCCGAAAAGAAAUAGCGCAGAUGGGAAUUUACGCGCUGCCGGAGGAUACCAUUCGAUAUCAACAGGUUGUUCCGCUGCAUCGACUUUGGUGCGGUUACAUGGCCCGGUACUUGGGAAAGGAAAAGCUUCCGGAUGUAACGGGAAGUCAAUACAACCAGUUCACAUCCGACAUCUUGAAAGCUGAUUACCAUGGUGCUAAGAUAAGUGUUGUCCGGACUAAAAAUCCCAGCCUGGUUGGAAUCCGUGGCAUUGUAAUACUAGAAACCAAAGGUACCUUCAAGGUAGUUUCCAAGGAUAACAAAGUACGCACUAUUCCUAAGAUGGAUUCGGUAUUCGUGAUUCACUGGAAUAACGUAGAUGUUACCAUAUUUGGAAAGCAGCUGAAUUCGAGGCCAGCGGAACGAUCGGUCAAAAAAGUCAAAAUGUUCCCUGAAUGUGAUUUAGAUUGAUUUUCAGUUCCGUUACAGUAGUAUCGGAAAUACGAAACAUCAAAUCGUAACAUACAAACAUACUUAUUUUACUUUUUUCUUCCGUUAACCUACUUAGGAUAUGGAAUAUCUUGAAGAACUUCUGAAGUAAAUGAAUGAAUUACUUUUCACUGAAGGGAUUUUCUGCCGUAAGCAGGUUCAUCCCUACACCUUUGAAGUAUUUUAUGGAGUUAUUCAUAUUUAGACAUUUCUAAAGUAGCUUAUCGAUUAUAUGGUUAAAGGAGAAUUCUGGCAGGGCGGCUUACUUAAUUAUCAAAAGCGAUUGUGAUACCAUCCUGUGUUUUAUAGUGGCUUGUAGGACAAUUUAUAAGCAUUUAUUCCCGAAAUUCCUAUCAGUAAAGAACUCUAUUAUACGAAGCUUAUGAUAUGGACAUACAACCUCUGCUCGUCAAAA
This is a messenger RNA of Aedes aegypti (yellow fever mosquito), 1330 nucleotides long. RefSeq names its product ribonuclease P protein subunit p29 (gene Pop4). The record is from RefSeq and is a predicted model, not a curated record. Bases 277 to 897 code for a protein of 206 amino acids. The transcript is spliced from 4 exons. Lineage: Eukaryota; Metazoa; Arthropoda; Insecta; Diptera; Culicidae. Gene Ontology annotation, molecular function: ribonuclease P RNA binding. Gene Ontology annotation, cellular component: ribonuclease P complex; ribonuclease MRP complex. Gene Ontology annotation, biological process: tRNA 5'-leader removal; rRNA processing.